AUGGACAGUCAAUACAGUCAAAUUCACAUGCAACGUCCGAGAACGGUACUGUACGCGCCGACUUGGUUGCAAGACAAACUCCCUGUCGACGACAUCGAUGUAGGGUUACAACAGCUUCCUCCACUUCCCGACGAUGAAGUUGCUAUUCAACAAUCUAGCUCUCAUUUGAUUUUGACGCGAAACAAACAGCAAAAAACCCAGCCCGUUUGGACUGACAUGGGUCUUGAAACUUUAAUUCAACAAUAUCUCGACAGCGAGGAAAUCGACAAAAUAGAGGUUUACCAACACCAAUACUCAUAUUUUAAGUCCAAAAAGAACAAUGAAACAGAGCGACUGCCAAUGCAAUUCCAGUUAGAAGCCAAUCGUCGUCAUCAAUCCGAAACCUCCAAUGUUCGUGCUUUUCGGUAA
Molecule: messenger RNA, 408 nt
Organism: Schizosaccharomyces japonicus yFS275
Lineage: Eukaryota; Fungi; Ascomycota; Schizosaccharomycetes; Schizosaccharomycetales; Schizosaccharomycetaceae
Product: anaphase-promoting complex subunit Apc13
Exons: 1
Coding region: 1-408 (135 amino acids)
Biological process (GO): anaphase-promoting complex-dependent catabolic process
Cellular component (GO): anaphase-promoting complex
Source: RefSeq, a predicted model, not a curated record